AUGACCCACGAUCUCGGCCCUUCAACAACCCCUAACACCCCCACCAAACCCAUCUCCGUCCUCUUCGUCUGCCUGGGAAACAUCUGCCGCUCCCCCAUGGCCGAAGCUAUCUUCCGGCACCUCACCGCCUCCCUCCCCCCCACCUCCCCCCUGCACUCAACACCCAUAACAAUCGACUCCGCCGGCACAAGCGCCUAUCACCUCCACGCACCCCCCGAUGCGCGCACCAUGUCCACGCUGCGGCGGCACGGCAUAACCGACUACACGCAUGCGGCGCGGAAGGUGUGCGGGGACGACUUUGAGCGGUUUGGAUACGUGCUUGCGAUGGAUGGGGUGAAUCUGAGGGAUUUGGAGGCGAAGCGGGGGAGGAGUAAGGGCAGUGGUCGUGGGAAGGGGGCGCAGGUGCGGUUGAUAGGGGACUUUUUGGAGGAGGGGGAUGUUGUUGGGAAGGUGGGUGGGGGGGAGGUGGUGGGGGAUCCGUAUUAUGGGGGCGAUGAGGGGUUUGAGAGGGUUUAUGAGCAGCUUGUUCGGUUGGAGGGGGGGUUUUUGAGGUUUUUGGAGAGGGAGGUGGGGAGGGAUGGGGAGGGGAAGGGGCAGUGA
Molecule: messenger RNA, 600 nt
Organism: Paracoccidioides lutzii Pb01
Product: phosphotyrosine protein phosphatase
Exons: 2
Coding region: 1-600 (199 amino acids)
Biological process (GO): protein dephosphorylation
Molecular function (GO): protein tyrosine phosphatase activity
Source: RefSeq, a predicted model, not a curated record